UGAGGCUCGAUUGAAUCGAUCUGCUGGAUCGACCACUUUGACGGGAAGGCUAACUCGGGCCCGACAUUCUCCACGGAGGCGUUCCCGCGCUGCAGUAGAAUGGGAGAAGUCUGCCCUCGACUGAGAGCUCUAGAAGACUCACUUGGUCUCUCUGUGGCCACCUCGCCAUAGUUCUCGGCACAGCGUGACGACGCAUUUCGCGAAAAUCCGCCCAGACCUGCGUGCUCGGCGACGCUCCGGAGAACUCGGUCAUGUCAUCAAACAUGAAUUCAUCGUAUUGCCAAGCGCAGGUGGUCGACCUAAUGCAAGUGCAGCUACGUUUUCUAACGAUAUCGGAUGUCGCUACGGUGAAAGUUCAUUGCCUGGACUGGUUCCCCAUAGAAUACCCGGAUUCGUGGUAUCUCGAUAUCACUACGGACAACGGGAAGUAUUUCUCGUUGGCGGCCGUGCAUCUCGGGCAGAUCAUUGGUGUGGUCGUGGCCCAAACCAAGGGCCUCGAGAGUUGUCGCGAGGAAGAUCAGGAGAUUCUCUCGGCGAAGUUUCCCUUAGAUUCCCGAGUGACAUAUAUUCUCGUACUGGGAGUCUGCCGAGAGUACCGUCGAAGCGGAGUGGCAUCACUACUGAUCAACUCAUUGCUCGAGUACCUGAGGAACGAGCCUGUUCAGAAUGUGACCCAGCGAUCUCGAGCGGUGUUCCUUCACGUUCUCAGUGACAACAUGGCAGCCAUAAGUUUCUACUCGCGUCGGGGUUUCGUCCUCCAUUCCUAUCUGCCGCAAUAUUAUGAAGUCCGCGGAGUAGCGCGCGACGGCUACUGUUACGUCCGCUACAUCAACGACGGCCACGCUCCGUACUCCGGACUCGACAAAAUUUAUCAUUGGUUAGCGUACCGUGCUGCGUUACUCGCUGGUAUUUUGUGUCAUCUGCCCAUUCUGAUACUCAAGAGAUGGAGGAAAAUCGCGCGGAGAAUGCUGACGUGACACACGUCUCUGAAUGCGGCCGUGCUACGGCAGCGCAUUGUUGAGCAUAGAUAGCUAAUUAAUGAUAAUCGAGUGUU
This is a messenger RNA of Galendromus occidentalis (western predatory mite), 1054 nucleotides long. RefSeq names its product N-alpha-acetyltransferase 60. Lineage: Eukaryota; Metazoa; Arthropoda; Arachnida; Mesostigmata; Phytoseiidae. Gene Ontology annotation, molecular function: protein-N-terminal amino-acid acetyltransferase activity; histone acetyltransferase activity. The transcript has a single exon. The record is from RefSeq and is a predicted model, not a curated record. Bases 252 to 977 code for a protein of 241 amino acids. Gene Ontology annotation, biological process: N-terminal peptidyl-methionine acetylation. Gene Ontology annotation, cellular component: Golgi membrane.